CGCAUCACAUCACAUGAUGCACAUGCUUGCAACGGACAUACAUCAUACAUACAUCGAGAGGGAAGACCGCGGGAGGAGAGGAUGGAGGCGGUGCUGAGGGUGGUGGGGAAGAAGGACAACGUGAUCCACCUCCUCCUUUUGGGCACUUUCGCGGCGCUCGGAGUCCGCUCGUUCAAGCAGCAGCAGGAGAUCGCGGUCUUGGAGGCCGAGAAGACGACCCUCCGCUCCGCCAACACCGCCAUGGCCUCCGCCAUGUGGGCUUGGCGCCAGCAUCUCUUCGGCCUCGCCGAGGGCGAUCCCUCCGAAGCCCCCAUUUCUCUCGCACGCCUCCGCGCCAUCUACGGCGAGGAUGACCCCGCCGCCGCUGACGACCAAGGUGCAGGAGAGGUUACCGCCACCGCCGAAGAAUCAAUCACUAUAGCCUAAUGUUGUUUAAACUUGGCAUAGAUGGUCUGGCCAUUUUAAUAAGCACGUAGCCCAUGAACCUGUGCUCAUUCUCGCAUAACCAUGUUAAAAUGCUGAAGAAUGCAUACCGAGAAAAUGACGCAAGUCGCGAGCAAAAACAAGUUUCUCUUCUGUGGUGGUAUAUUUUGGACAAAGACCUGUAGUGAAUGACGACUUUGUUUGGCACGCAGGACCUCAUGUAUGGUGAAUGGCUUGGCCCCGUGUGAUGGGGCGUAUUGAAUAUUUACUGAAGUAUGCAUCCUGCUGUAGAACUAGCACCUAACAUUGCCUUUAAACAACUGUGUUGAACAGGAUGAUCAACGCCUUUUGAUCAUUGUUGUUUUUGGUGGUACACCAUUCAGUCUCAGAA
Phoenix dactylifera (date palm) is the source of this 814-nucleotide messenger RNA. RefSeq lists its product as uncharacterized. The record is from RefSeq and is a predicted model, not a curated record. NCBI's taxonomy places the organism in Eukaryota, Viridiplantae, Streptophyta, Magnoliopsida, Arecales, Arecaceae. Gene Ontology annotation, cellular component: mitochondrion.